Glarea lozoyensis ATCC 20868 is the source of this 1458-nucleotide messenger RNA. RefSeq names its product Cysteine proteinase. Gene Ontology annotation, molecular function: cysteine-type deubiquitinase activity. The transcript is spliced from 3 exons. The record is from RefSeq and is a predicted model, not a curated record. NCBI's taxonomy places the organism in Eukaryota, Fungi, Ascomycota, Leotiomycetes, Helotiales, Helotiaceae. Gene Ontology annotation, biological process: protein deubiquitination. The coding region runs from base 1 to 1458 and encodes 485 amino acids.
AUGGCGCCCAGAAAAGCAUCUAAAGAGUUCCCCUUAUUGGAAGCAAAUGGCUUGAUGACCUCGGAAAUCACAGGUGACGGUAAUUGUCUUUUCAACGCAUUGUCCGAUCAAAUGCACGGUCAUGAAGGCGAGAAUCUUGCCAUCCGCGCCAAAGUUAUUGAAGAGAUGCGUGCAAACCCAGACAACUACAAGUCAUUCAUACCAGUCGAUCCACGAGGACCUGGACGACGUAAUCCGAAACGAAAGAAUAAAGGGAGUGCAUCGGAAUCCCUACAAGAGACACCUACGGAUGCACAGAUCGAGGCGGCAUGGCAGGACCAUCUUCGUCGAAUGUCCCAAUCAGGCUGCUAUGGGGAUAAUACUGAGCUCGUAGCCUUCACCAAAGCCUACGACGUGAAUGUGGUGGUCUUCACAUAUCAAUCGCUCAUUUACCAGGUGAAGGCUGCGGAGGAUGGGGUGAAGAGACCUAUAUUAUACAUUGCUCUUCAUGAAUUCGAGCACUAUUCUACCGUACGAAAGAUCGGAGGCCCAUCGACCGGACCUCCCGAGAUCACAAUCGGUGACCCUGAAGCUCCCGCAGACAUGAACGCCGGUAUGGAGGGUAAUACCAUUCACAAUUGGCAAGUUGAUGUUGUUCAAAAUUCUCUUCCAACGCCUGUAGAGGAAUCUGUCAUACGUCAAUCGAUCAAACAACAUAAAGGAAACAUUGACAAUGCUGUUACCGAGCUUCUCGACUCGCAAUAUUACAGCAGCGCUCCUGGAACACCAGGUAAUCUCUCGGAGUCUGGCAACUCGAGCUUUUUUGAGCGGGAACAGGAAAGCGAGGACGAGUAUUCAUCCUGCCGAAAUAAACGAAGGAAUUUCGAUGGGGCUAGAGACGCGAAAAAACGGGUUCUUGGUCAACAGAACAAAGAGUUUGUAUAUGUACCUCUACCAUCAGUCGAGGUGACUGCACCUGAUGCAUACGAUUCGCGUCACCCUUCACCUGAGAUUCCAGCAAUCCAGCAGCUCAGAAAUAGUAGCGACGUUGCCUCUAUUGCCACCUCGGACGAUGAUAGCUAUUCUGAAUAUACAGCUUCCACUCAUAGCCGAGCACAAUCGGUAGCACCAGGCACAACUCCUCCAAGGCCACGUAUCAUUCUUCACACAGCAAGCCAAAAGGCGAAGCUUGCGAGACAACGCCAGCAAUCAGAUAGCCAAGAACCUACCUCAUCGGAACCAUCGGAACCAUCGGAACCCGUGACACUGGCAACAGCUUUAAGGGAGAUGAAGAAUAUGUCGGCGCGAGAGCGUAAGGUCUACAAAAAAACGCUCCAGAAAAAGCAGGCUAGAGUGCGGAAGCAAGAAAAGAUGCAAUCCGAUAGCAAACUUACCACAACUUCCGCCAACAUCAAGCGUGCCUCUCCACCGGUGGACAAAGUUCUCAGCUUGGGCAAGCUUUCGAUGAUUCAAAUUUAG